UGUACAGGUUUGGAAGCGCUGUCCAAGUUGCCCAAUAUAGGAGAUAUAUGGAUGCACAAUAACAAUUUUAGCGGCUCCCUGCCGGCGUCAUUGGGUAAUGCUACCACUAUCACAUCCCUCCUCGUCCACAACCAGAGCGGUAAGGCAUUCGGAGGUACGAUUCCUCCCGAGAUUGGUAAGCUGAAAAACCUCAACACUCUGGAUCUCCGGAACAGCAAUUUCACAGGCAUCAUUCCCCCCCAGCUCGGCAACUUGACUUCAUUACAGAAGAUGUACCUGCACACAAACUACCUCACUGGCGGUAUCCCUCGAGAAUUUGGUCGGCUUCAAAACAUGCAUGAUCUGCAGUUGUACGACAACCAGCUAGAAGGGCCACUCCCGGCGGAGCUCGGAGAUUGCUCUAUGCUCCAGAAUGUUUAUUUGUUUCUGAAUCGUCUGAACGGUUCUAUCCCUUCGUCAGUAGGUAAACUGGCUCGACUUAAAAUAUUUGAUGUUCACAACAACACCCUGUCUGGGCCUCUCCCGGUGGAUUUGUUUGACUGCACAUCACUAACGAAUCUUUCUUUACAAUACAACAUGUUCUCCGGCAAUAUUCCGCCCGAGAUAGGGAUGUUGAAGAAUUUGAGUUCGCUACGGCUGAAUUCCAACAACUUCUCGGGCGAUCUUCCGGAGGAAAUUGUGAAUCUGACGAAAUUGGAGGAGCUUGCGCUCUGCGUGAAUCGUCUUACGGGACGUAUUCCGGACGGGAUCUCCAACAUUACAACCCUACAACAUAUAUACCUGUAUGACAAUUUCAUGUCGGGGCCACUUCCUCCUGACCUCGGACUGUACAACUUGAUAACGCUCGACAUUCGCAACAACUCGUUCACCGGGCCGUUGCCCGAGGGACUGUGCCGUGCGGGAAAUUUGUCCUUCGUGGAUGUACACCUGAACAAGUUUGAAGGCCCCAUUCCGAAAUCCCUCUCCACCUGCCAAUCCCUAGUUCGGUUCCGCGCUUCGGAUAACCGGUUCACGGGAAUUCCUGAUGGGUUCGGAAUGAACUCGAAAUUGUCCUACUUAUCCCUUUCGAGAAACCGCCUCGUAGGUCCACUACCGAAGAACCUUGGAUCCAAUAGCAGCCUCAUCAACUUAGAACUUAGUGACAAUGCCCUAACGGGAGAUCUGGGUUCGUCUUUGGCAUUCUCCGAGCUAUCGCAGCUUCAACUCCUAGACUUGUCAAGGAACAAUUUCAGGGGUGAGAUACCAGCGACAGUGGCAAGCUGCAUUAAGCUCUUCCAUUUGGACUUGAGCUUCAAUUCUCUUAGUGGAGUUCUCCCUGUUGCACUUGCAAAAGUAAAAACAGUUAAGAACUUAUUUCUCCAGGGCAACAAUUUCACAGGGAUUGCCGAACCAGACAUAUACGGCUUCAGCAGCUUACAGAGGCUCAACCUUGCGCAGAAUCCUUGGAACGGGCCGAUUCCACUAGAAUUGGGUGCCAUUUCGGAGCUCAGGGGAUUGAACUUGAGCUACGGCGGGUUCUCAGGAUCCAUCCCCUCAGACCUCGGUAGGCUAAGCCAGCUUGAGAGUCUCGAUCUGUCACAUAACGACCUCACGGGGGAAGUGCCGAACGUGCUUGGAAAGAUCGCUUCCCUCUCUCACGUGAACAUCUCAUACAACCGCCUCACAGGCCCAUUGCCGUCUGCUUGGAGAAACCUCUUAGGUCAAGACCCUGGAGCAUUUGCAGGCAACCCAGGGCUGUGUCUCAACUCCACUGCCAACAAUCUAUGCGUGAACACAACCCCCACAAGCACAGGAAAAAAGAUACAUACAGGGGAAAUUGUGGCCAUAGCUUUCGGCGUUGCCGUGGCAUUGGUCCUGGUUGUAAUGUUCUUGUGGUGGUGGUGGUGGUGGCGGCCUGCUAGAAAAUCCAUGGAACCAUUGGAGCGCGACAUCGACAUCAUUAGCUUUCCAGGGUUCGUAAUCACAUUCGAAGAGAUUAUGGCAGCAACAGCAGACCUAAGUGAUAGUUGCGUAAUUGGAAGAGGCGGCCAUGGAGUCGUUUACAAAGCGAGGUUGGCGUCAGGUACGUCCAUCGUGGUGAAGAAGAUCGACUCUCUAGAUAAAUCUGGUAUUGUUGGUAAGAGUUUCUCGAGAGAAAUAGAGACGGUCGGAAACGCGAAGCAUCGAAACCUCGUAAAGUUGCUCGGCUUCUGCAGAUGGAAAGAGGCAGGGCUGCUCCUAUAUGAUUAUGUUGGUAAUGGGGACCUCCACGCAGCGUUGUAUAACAAGGAGUUAGGGAUAACCUUGCCCUGGAAAGCAAGGCUUCGGAUUGCAGAGGGGGUAGCAAACGGAUUGGCGUGUCUUCACCACGACUACAACCCCGCGAUAGUGCAUCGAGGCAUAAAGGCCAGCAACGUGCUCCUCGACGAUGAUUUAGAACCUCAUCUCUCGGAUUUUGGCAUCGCAAAGGUGCUGGACAUGCAGCCAAAGAGCGAUGGCGCGACCUCGACAUUACAUGUCACGGGAACAUAUGGUUACAUCGCUCCAGAGGCAGGGUAUGGGGCAAAGCCGACAACGAAGUUGGAUGUAUACUCCUACGGUGUGCUAUUGCUUGAGCUCUUGACGAGUAAGCAAGCAGUGGAUCCAACUUUCGGUGAAGACCUGCACAUUACGAGAUGGGUGAGAUUGCAGAUGCUGCAAAAUGAAGAAAGGGUGGCAGAAUCUGUACUAGACUCAUGGCUUCUCAGUACAUCAAGCAUGACAGAAAGAACACAUAUGCUCCACGGACUAAGGCUUGCUUUGCUUUGCACCAUGGACAACCCAUCUGAACGUCCUACAAUGGCAGAUGUGGUCGGAAUUUUACGUAGACUACCUAGAGCAACAGAGGAAGUGUGAGAGUAUCAGUUAUCCCUUUAGGAAUAUUUCGCAUUAAACUACGCGAAAUUCCCUGUGUCUCCCAGUUCCAAACUCUAAUACUUACAAUCCCCAAUUUUUUUCCGAUUUCAAAUGUAAUUGCAGUGAUCAAGGAGCUGAGUAAACUUACGCUCUAUACUCAUCACCGUCAAAAUUCGUACACGAUGUGUACGUAUAAUGGUGCUUAUUUUACAUAUUAACGCCAGUUCCCACCAGAGGACUGUCAUGUAUGUCACAAACAAUAGCAAAAACUAAGAGAUAUACACCUCAAGCCUUGAUAACA
Messenger RNA from Physcomitrium patens, 3175 nucleotides. RefSeq lists its product as uncharacterized. Gene Ontology annotation, biological process: protein phosphorylation. The record is from RefSeq and is a predicted model, not a curated record. Gene Ontology annotation, molecular function: receptor serine/threonine kinase binding; protein kinase activity; ATP binding. NCBI's taxonomy places the organism in Eukaryota, Viridiplantae, Streptophyta, Bryopsida, Funariales, Funariaceae.